AUGGAAGAGAAGGGUCUUACGUAUGACAUCUGUCCCCCUGCAGUCUUACCAUCUGGGCGUGACGAGAGCCACGUGUCAAAGCGUACUGACAAGAAGCCAAGCAAGUCCGAUCUCUGCCAGAGCACGAGUCUGGGGUGUCACGGGCGAACAUAUAUAAACAAGAAACCGCACAAGUGUGACCUCUGCCUGGCAGAGUUCAGCUGGAUUGCGCACCUGCAACUUCACAAGCGAGCGCACACUGGCAAAAAGCCACACAAGUGCGACGGCAGCCCGUCAGAGUUGAGCCAGAGCUUCCAGCUACAGCGUCACAAAGAGAGAAACUCGGGCGAGAAGCCGUACAAGUGCCAUCUCUGUCCUGCAAAGUACAGCCAUAGUAGGAGCCUGAGAUAUCACAAGCAAACACACACGGGCAAAAAGCCACACAAGUGCGACGUCUGCCCUGCGGAGUUCAUCCGGAACGAUCAACUGCUGCUUCACAAGCGAACGCACACGGACGAGAAGCCAUACAAGUGCGAUGUCUGCCCUGCAGUGUUCAGCAGGGGCGGGAAUCUACAGCAGCACAUGCGGAUGCACACGAGUGAGAAGCAGUACAAGUGUGACCUCUGUCCUGCAGAGUUCAGGCACAGCUCGAGCCUGUCAUAUCACAGGCGGACACACACGGACGAGAAGCCCUACAAGUGUGAUGUCUGUCCAGCAGUGUUCAGACAGACCAUACAAGUGCGAUAUGUCUGCCCUGCAGUGUUCAGCCAGGGCAGGAACCUACAGCGGCACAAGAGGGUACACACGGGUGAGAAGCCAUACAAGUGUGAUGUCUGUCCAGCGGUGUUCACCCUGAGCGGGAACCUAAAGCAGCACAAGAGGGUACACACGGGUGAGAAGCCAUGCAAGUGUGAUGUCUGUCCUGCGGAGUUCAGCCAGAGCAGGAGUCUACAGCUGCACAAGAGCAUACACACUGACAAGAAGCCAUUCAAGUGUGAUGUCUGCCCUGCGGAGUUCAGUCAGAGAGGGCAGUUACAGCAGCACACGUGGACGCACGCGGGCAAAAAGCCGCACAAGUGCGAUGUCAGCCCUGCGGAGUUCAGCAGGGCCGGGAAUCUACAGCAGCACAUGCGGACGCACACGAGUGAGAAGCAGUACAACUGCGACCUCUGUCCUGCAGAGUACAGGAACAGCUCGAGCCUGUCAUAUCACAGGUGGACGCACACGGGCGAGAAGCCAUACAAGUGUGAUGUCUGUCCAGCAGUGUUCAGCCAGAGGGGGAACCUAAAGAAGCACAAGAGGGUACACACGGGCGAGAAGCCCUACAAGUCUGAUGUCUGUCCAGCAGUGUUCAGCCAGAGGGGGAACCUAAAGAAGCACAAGAGGGUACACACGGGUGAGAAGCCAUACAAGUGUGAUGUCUGUCCAGCGGUGUUCACCCAGAACGGGAACCUAAAGCUGCACAAGAGGGUACACACAGGUGAGACGCCAUACAAGUGUGAUGUCUGCCCUGCAGAGUUCAGCCAGGGCAGGAGCCUAAAGCAGCACAAGAGGGUACACAAGGGCGAGAAGCCAUACAAGUGUGAUGUCUGUCCAGCGGAGUUCAGCCAGAGCGGGAACCUAAAGCAGCACAAGAGGGUACACACGGGUGAAACGCCAUACAAGUGUGAUGUCUGUCCUGCGGAGUUCAGCCAGAGCGGGAGUCUACAGCUGCACAGGAGGGUACACACGGGUGAGAAGCCAUUCAAGUGCGAUGUCUGCCUUGCAGUGUUCAGCCAGGGCUGGAGCCUAAAGCAGCACAAGAGGGUACACAUGGGUGAGAAGCCAUUCAAGUGCGAUGUCUGUCCUGCAGUGUUCAGCCAGGCCGGGAGCCUAAAGCAGCACCAUAGGGUACACACAGGUGAGAAGCCAUGCAAGUGUGAUGUCUGCCCUGCGGAGUUCAGUCAGAGAGGGCACUUAUAACAGCACAUGCGGACCCACACAGGCGAGAAGCCAUACAAGUGCGACCUCUGUCCUGCAAAGUUCACCCGCAACACGACCCUGAGAAAGCACAAGCAGAAGCACACCGGAAAGGAGCCGUAGAAGUGCAAUUUCUGUCCUGCAGAGUUAAACCUGGAGUAAGCACCUGCAGGUCUGUAAUUGGAUACACAGAGGCAAAAAGCGAUACAAGUGCGAUGUUUGCCCUGCAGUGUUCAGCUAGAGAGGGAUGCUACAGUUUUACAAGCCGACACCUACGGGCACGAAGCCAUGCAAAUGCGAUGGGAGUUCAGCCAGAGCGGGAGCUUACAGCAGCACAAGGAGACAUACACAGAUGAGAAGCCCUACAAGUGCGAUCUCCGUCCUGCACAGUUGAGGCACAGCCCGGGCCUGUCGAAUAACAGGCAGACACACACGGGCGAGAAGACAAGUGCGAUGUCCACCCAGCAGUGUUCAGCCAGAGCAGGAACCUACAGCUUUGCAAGCAGUCACAAACGGUUGAA
This is a messenger RNA of Ornithodoros turicata, 2459 nucleotides long. Its product is annotated as zinc finger protein 845-like. Gene Ontology annotation, biological process: regulation of gene expression. Gene Ontology annotation, cellular component: nucleus. The coding region runs from base 1 to 1941 and encodes 646 amino acids. The transcript is spliced from 2 exons. NCBI's taxonomy places the organism in Eukaryota, Metazoa, Arthropoda, Arachnida, Ixodida, Argasidae. The record is from RefSeq and is a predicted model, not a curated record.